Molecule: messenger RNA, 403 nt
Organism: Epinephelus moara (kelp grouper)
Lineage: Eukaryota; Metazoa; Chordata; Actinopteri; Perciformes; Serranidae
Product: prostaglandin reductase 2-like
Exons: 3
Biological process (GO): prostaglandin metabolic process
Molecular function (GO): 15-oxoprostaglandin 13-reductase [NAD(P)+] activity
Source: RefSeq, a predicted model, not a curated record
UCAUUCAGGUACGUCUUCGCUCAGAUAUCAAGGCUAACACUACUUUACAAGGAUGCAGGUGAAGAGAGUCGUUCUCAACUCAAGACCAGGUAAAGCUGGGGUGCCAGUUCCUGAAAAUUUCCGUGUGGAGGAAACGACUUUGGCAACUGACCUGAAGGAUGGAGAGGUCCUUGUUCGGACACUUUACCUCUCAGUCGACCCUUACAUGCGGUGCAGAAUGAAUGAAGAGACUGGUUUUGAGGAAAUGAGCCCGUGGCAGCUGUCUGAGUGUGCGGACGGUGGGGCUGUCGGUGUGGUUCAGUCCAGCCGCUGCAGCACUUACAGUGAGGGAGAUGUGGUGGUUGCAUUCAACUGUCCUUGGCAGACCCAUGCUGUUUUAAAAGAAAGUGACUUACAGAAGGUG